UUCACAAAAAACGUAGCCGUAUUUAAUCGCAAUCCACAUUUGACAAUCAGUUAUCAAAUAAUAGUCCUCAAAUAUCGUUAACAGCAGUAGUCCCUUUGGACCAGUGGACACCAAAUACAGUCAAAAGAAGAAGGUGCCUGUUCCUGAAUGUUUUCGGUCACAGUGACAGUAUACCACAAUAUAAGUGAUAUGGCCAGUGGGUUGUGAACGUUGGAUUUGUAGUCUUAUCUGACAAGUGUAAAAUCUAGACUGUCCAAUUUGGUUACUUUAACGGACGUUACCAACGUGCUAACGUUAGCCCCUGGACUACUAGCGAACUUGAUCAGUAUGCUAUUGCUAACAGGCAGGGUAGCAGUCAGGAAUGGAUUGCAGCUUUUGGGUUUCUGUAUUGGCUCGAUAGCAGUUAGACUGCGAAAGUGUUGCAAAAUGCCAUGUACCAACGGGUAGUAUUUAAAAAGUGUGCCAAUCCAUCAAGUGUGGUAAGUUGGUUAUUCGUUCAAAUUGUAGCUUGUCGUGGUUGUACAUGACAUGUAUGUUUUUCAUAAUGUUUCGCGCCCAAAUGAGUUAGUGCUGGAGGUGAGAGAAUUAGCCAAUCUGUCACGGUUAACUGUUCAUACUCCCGGUCGUUGUCUGAGGAGGGAGAUUGCAAACAAAGGGAAAAUAAGAAGGUGCUUAUUCAUGAAUGUUUCGUUUACACUGACAAGAUAUCUUAACUUAAGGUCGCCAAAUUCCGCCCACUUCACUGAUCACUUCACUGAAAACGUGAUAAUGUCACUAUUUCAAAUACUAUUUAAUUAUGCUGUCGUAUAUUUGUGGGUAGCGGCAACUGUGUAAGCUUAGAUGAGGUAAUGAGCAAUAUUAGCUAACAUUGGUAGCCCUUUCUAUCGUAAUUUGGCGAUAACGUCCAGCAUGUCCAAAAUCUAGUUUCAGCACAAUUCACUGGCGAAAGGCUCCCAAUUCAGGCUUGAUUUCAGGUCACGUCGGUAUUUCCGUCAUUGUUUAUUAUUCCUUCAUGCUAUUGUGCUGAUUUCGUUCACACUUGUAGUCCUGGCUUUACCGAUGCAGGAACUGUGAUUAGUUUGGUCGUUACUGUGGAAACGGUUGAAUAAUUUUGGUCCUGAUCGACACAGGGAAGCGGCCAAAGGCGAGUUUUAGCCAGAAUGUCGUCGUGAAACUAAAGUUCCAUGCUGCCAUUACGACACCCUUCAUUACAAUGCUGUUUAUGACCGUUUGACUCGGUUUUAAAUGUCAUCACAGUCUCAAUUUGUAAGCAUACAAACUCUGUAUCAUGCCGAUAUCCAUUCCUGACUUAUACAGUGGAUACAUACAUUAACUAUCAUCACUUAUAAGUAGGCGGGCGGAAUUGGGGUACGGGCGGAAUUAGGCGACUUGGCUAUGAUAUGGGAUAGGGCUACUGCGCCGUAGUGUUGGUAAAAUCUAGACUGUCGUCGAAAGCAAAUAAGUAUCGUGCUGCUGCUUUGUUCAGUGUCGGUAUGGCAACAGCAGGGUGAUGGAAAGCAACACUUCGUAAUUUCCACGUUAUAGAAAAAAUAUUCGAUACCAGGACGGUGACAGUGGGUGGGAUGUUUGAAAAAGAGAUGGGAUACUUUCAAUGCAAAAUAAAUUUAAGACAAAAUAAGUGUUCAGAAGGGGUUUUAGUUUUCAGUUAGAGAUAUUAUGACCAAAGACCAUUUGAUCCCCCCACCCACCCCCAUUUUCUUUGCAUAUAUUAUUUGCACACUGGUAAAUAAAUUACUUGAUUUGAGCUGAAACAAUGACAUAUUUGUAUUGGUUUUUAGAAAUGUAGCCUAGACACUGUAACAUUUAGUCACUCCAGCUGUGCACUUAUCAAGCAGGCCUAUAAGCUUAGUUUGCCUUAUGGGCCUGCUGUACCUCCUCCACACAGAUGGACAAAAUGAAUAUAAAAGUGUGCAUAUGUGUUAAGAGGUAGUCUUACCAUUGAAAAUUGAUGUUUAGUUCACAUUAAUAUUUACCGGUAUGCAAAUGUGUGAUAUAAUCCCAACAUAACUGAUUUCUUUUCUCUGUUUCAGCUGCUGUACUAAUGGAUCCCCCGAAAUUGUUAGUCACCGUCUUCAUGGACGAGAAGGAAAUAAGCAAAAAAGUUCUUCGGUUGAGAUCACUACAAGAGGUUGUCGAUGCAUGCGCUCCAACCACAGGAACAGACAGCCCAGAUUGCUACAGGGUUAUGAAGUUCGAUACAGACUUCAACGAAUUCAUAGACACAGACUCUACUGACAGUGUUGAAGACAAGGACAAGCUCCAAGUAUUCUUCAGAUCGAGUGGAACCUCAGUAUUGGCUGAACAGCUGAAUACAUCUGGGGCUGCAGCAGAAAAUGUAUUUGCGGUGACGCAGAAUGUAGCUGUUCCAAGUGGCCAGCAGAUUUCAGCCUGCGAGCUUGAUUGUGAGGCAGUAAAGAAUUUUCUUCAAACAAAAGACCCCCGGAUAUUGGCCUUCUACGAGGAGCACGGGACUUUGACUGAGAAAUGGCGACGAGUAUUGGUGACAACCACGAUCAGCUACCUGGUUGAGAAAAAGGGAUUUUACCCCAACAGUGCUGACAAACAAUUACUUGCAAGAGCCAUCGUUACACUGUUUCCAGCGCUACAAAUAAAAAUGGAAGAGGAAAACGAAGGAUAUGAACAUUUCUACGAUCCUGUAAGCCACUCUGGCUUUCUGGAAGACAAACUAAGAAAUAUCCGGCGGAGUCUGAGGGAUGACCAGCGGCGUUACCGCAGACGGGGAGGAUCAUCUGAAGUCUUGGUUAGACUGGAGGAAGUUGUGGAAAGCGAUGAGUCUGUGAAAGAAUGGAUCACUGUAAUUAAGAGGAUGAAGCCUACUCCCGAAAAUCGGUCAUCGAUAAAGAUGGGAAUGGACAAAACCUACACACACCGAAGAUACUGGAUUUCUAGUCAAUCACCCACUCUGGCAGAGAUUGUGGAACACUACCCACGCUUCAUCGACAUGCCCUAUCUGAUUGACAGCGAGUUCGCGAGGAUGUUUCCAGACAAAGCAGAUGCCUUCCUCCGCAAAUGGGAACCCACCAUCGUCCCAAAGCUUCUGAAACUCGCGUGCCUUGAGAAGAAAGAAGACUACACAGAGGAUGAGAGUGCUGAAUCAAGUAGCUUCAGAGCCCUCAGGAUGCUCGUCCAGUAUCUCCCCCCUACUGCAUCAGGACGGAGUAAAGGGUGGACCAAAUGCAGUGUAAAGGCGGCAAUGGCCUACAUGUUGGAGAUAAAGCCAAUGGGAACCAGCAUCACGUCACUUCUUCAAACCAGUGGCACGGUCUGUGAUUCGUCAAAUCAACAAACCACCAAUCAACCACGCUUGGUGAGCCUGGGAUACCCCAACACAGGAGCCCAAUAUGUCAUAGUGGCCUCAAACGAUGCUGUGGCAAUUCCUCUUCAAGACGAAAGUCUAGCUUGCUGCCUAGAUAAACUUUUUAAACUGUAUUGGAUCUGCAAUCUUGCCUAUCCAAUUCAGCUGGCGUCAGUGUUUGGAUUCAUGGAGCACGUGUAUGGCUUGCAAAUAUCUGGUGGGAAGAGAGCCAAAAUUGUGGAGCUUGUUGCCAAGCUUCAGGUGCUUUAAAUUGAAAUCAUGUAUAUAUGUCCAGUGUGCAAGAAGCUGGUUUCUAAAGAUGUACGGAGGCUCAUAUAUCAUCUUAAGCAUGUCCAUGCGUUCUGUGACAGCCAGGAUUACACAUUAACAUGCAGUCAGGAAAAUUGCCCAAGAACAUACAACAAUUUCGGCUCUUACUCUAAACACUUAAAGAGGUGUCACUCACACAGUAAUUUAGUUGAUUUAGAACUACAUGACUAUGCCUCUAAUUUACCUAGCACUUCAAGUACACCAACUGCACCAACUAAUUCAAGUGCACCAACUGCACCAACUAAUUCAGAAAACGAGACAGACCAUAACGAAGAAAGUGUUGAGACUUUAUUGGAUGACAAAGACUAUCUAAAAAAAUGUGUUGGAGUUUUUGUUGCAAAAACAUACUCUGCAUCUAAUGCUACUCAGUCUGAUGUUCAGAAACACAUUUCCAUUGCCAGUGAUCUAAUUGAUGAAACUCUCUCUUCUUUACAACAACAAACAGUUGAUAUGCUGAACAUGUAUUCUAUACCACUAAAUGAUCAACCUGUUCAGAGUUUAAUGCAAAAUUUUGAAAGUGCUAGGAAUAUGUUUGAGGAAGUGGAUAGUACUUACAAAAUGUCAAAGUAUUUCACUGAUAAUCUGUCUAUAGUCGAGGCAAAGGAAAUUUUUUUGGGUCAUAGGGCUGAAACAACGCGAAGACAGGGAAAGUUUAGCCAAACCCUUGCAGCUGAUACUUGUCAGUAUAUCUCAGUCAUUGAUACUGUGAAAUUUCUUUUCAGCUGUGAACAUUUUGAAAGAGUCUACAGACAAAGUAAUAACAGAUAUGAUGACAAAAUGCAUGAUUAUUCUGAUGGUUUAGUUUUCAAAAGACAUGAAUUGUACAAGAAUCAACCCAAUGCUCUUCAAAUUCAGUUGUACUUUGACGAUUUUGAAACUACUAAUCCAUUAGGGUCCAAAACAAAAAUUCACAAGAUGGGAGCUGUCUAUUUUUGUAUACGAAACUUGCCAUCCGAGUAUAAUUCAGCCCUGAACAACAUUCAUCUGUGUCUUCUUUUCAAUUCGAUUGAUAAGGACACAUAUGGCUUAAAAAAGAUCUUUGAGCCUUUGCUAGAUGAUUUGAGAUUUCUUGAAACUAAAGGCAUUGAGGUAGAAAUCGGGGGUCAGAUUACUACUCUAUUUGGAACUGUAUGCAUUCUGACUGCAGACAACCUUGCGUGUCAUACACUCGGGGGGUUUGUGGAGAGUUUUUCGGCAAAUCGAUUCUGUCGAUAUUGCAUGGUUGAUAAGCAAAUGGCACAACAAGAAUUUGACGAUGACAGGCUUGAGAUGCGCAACAAAGACAAUUAUCAGCUGCAUGUUAGUGAAAAAAACCCAGCUGCUACUGGUGUUAAGGAGGAUUCUUGCCUGAAUACACUCAAAUACUUUCACAUCACUGAACAUGUGGGUGUAGAUGUGAUGCACGAUCUACUAGAAGGGGUUGCUCCUCUAGAAAUUAAGUUAAUGUUGCAGCAGUUUAUUUAUGUGGAGGAGCUCUUUACUCUAGAGCAGUUUAAUGACAGGAUUGUAAGCACAGACUAUGGUUAUAGUAAUGAAAAGAAUAAACCUAAUGUCAUAAUUAAUUUGAGGACAGCAGACAAUCCUGUGAAACAAACUGCCAGUCAAAUGUGGUGUCUUCUGAUAUUUCUACCUAUGCUUAUUGGAGAUUUUGUGAGUCAUGACAGUCAACAUUGGAAGCUAUAUGUAAUGCUUAGGGAUAUUUGUGAUAUAGCUUUUGCCCCGGUUGUAACAAAAGGAAUGGCUAUUCUUUUGAAACAAUUGACUAUUGAUCACCAUCGCUUGUUUAAAAGUAUUUAUCCCGAGAGAAAUAUUAUUCCUAAGCACCACUUUAUGAUUCAUUACUGGCGAUUGAUGUUUAAAUUUGGACCCCUUGUAAAAUUAUGGUGCAUGAGGUUCGAGGGGAAACAUAAUCCAUUGAAAAAACAUGCACAUGUCGUUUGCAAUUUCAUUAACAUUUCUAAGACCCUAGCAUUUAAGAAUCAAAUUAAGAGCAUGUUUGAUUGGAAAUUUGGCGAACCUCUUGACAAAAAACUGAAAGUGCCCAAUACCUUUCAAGUUAUGGUAGGGAGUCUUGUGAAACAUGAGCAGUUUACUGAGUGCAUGAAAAGCUUUGGACAAGACAUAAGUAUCUGCAGUAGAGUUAAUUUGUGCAGCAGUGUUGAGAUGUUUGGGCAUUCUUUCAAAACUGGUGGUGUAAUCGCGUUAAACAAUGACUUGAAUGGUGAGCGGCUCUUUGGACAAAUUACAUACAUAGUUCCCGUUUCUGAAAGUGUUGAUGCACUCUUUUUUCUCCAAAUAAUUACUGUUAAAUAUUUUGACGAUCAUCUUCACUCUUACGUUGUGGAGAAGACAAAUGAGUUUGAAAUGGUUAAUCUAAAAAAUAUCGCAUAUGUUUUACCUCUUGAUUUGUUUACGCAUCGUGAUUCUGAAAAGCACAUAAUACUAAGAUACAAACUUGUAUAGACUUUCAUUGAUGCUGUGCUAUGAGGAAAGUUUUGGUUUUAUAUAUGAGACAAAAAUGUAAAGUUUAACAAUGCAAUUAUCUUGCUGCAAAUGUUAUGAAAUGUUAAACAAUUUAAUUAUCUUGCAGCAAAUGUUGUGAAAUGUUUUUUGUUUUUUUUUGCCAUUCAAUGUAUUGACCAUUCUUAAAUAUGUCAUUUGAAUAAUAAAAUGAUUGUCAAUAUGUAA
Messenger RNA from Engraulis encrasicolus (European anchovy), 6355 nucleotides. RefSeq lists its product as uncharacterized. Bases 2063 to 3607 code for a protein of 514 amino acids. The transcript has 9 exons. The record is from RefSeq and is a predicted model, not a curated record. Lineage: Eukaryota; Metazoa; Chordata; Actinopteri; Clupeiformes; Engraulidae.